AUGGCUGCCGCCGCGGAUGUUCGUGAUAUGCUAGAUUUGCCCGCUGAGGGCCAGUCCAGACCGUCGAAGAAACAGAAAGUUGUCGAGAAGCGACCAGAGGGAAUCACGCGUGAGCUGUACGCGCUGCUUGGGGAGCGGGCGCCACCGAUCGCGAUCAAUGAGAACAAGUACAAGGGGCGCCCCAAGUUCAUGAACAAGUUGAGAGUUAGGAAAUGGUGUAUGACACCCUUCACGAACAACGCGAGAUCGGACGGCCUGGUGUUGAACCACUGGCAGAGAGAACAUGAAUCGACUCGGCCCCCUGCACCAGAUGCCACCCAGAUGGACGUUGAUACGACAGCGGACGGAGAGAAACCAGAAGGAACAUCAACACAAGAGAAAGAAUACCGAUUCGCUAAAUAUAACGUCAAAGCUCGGGUUCCAAGACGAUACACGGACGAAGAAUACAACCGCCACCUCAAAAGCGAUGACUGGACUCGAGAAGAAACGGAUUAUCUGAUGGAUCUUGUUGCUGAAUACGACGUGCGUUGGGUGAUCAUUGCAGACCGAUACGACUACCAGAGGCAUCUUGACUCAGAACCGGAAGCCAACGCGAUCGUACCGGCCAAACAAUAUCGAACGAUGGAGCAGAUGAAAGCCCGAUAUUACUACGUUGCCGCGACAAUGCUAGCAAUUGAGCACCCUCCGUCCGAGAUGUCAGAAGCGGAAUUCGCCCUGCAUGAACAAAUGUUAAAGUACGAUCCGGACCGAGAGCGUGAUCGCAAAGACCUGGCCGCUUUACAACUGAAUCGCACCGCCGAUGAGGUCCGAGAAGAGGCGAUGCUUCUCGAAGAGCUCAAGCGCAUCACAAGCAACGAGCAGAAUUUCAUCACGGAACGCCGCGAGCUCUACUCCCGCCUCGAAGUCCCCAUCAGUGUCGGCAACACCACAAUGUACCAGACCAGCCAGGGUCUUCACCAGCUGCUCCAGACCCUCCUUCAAGCCGACAAGAGCAAGAAGCGGCGCUCGAUUCUUGGUCCCGAGGCCGUGGCCCCUAGUCCUGCCGGACAAACACCCACCCAAACCACCGCCCCCGGCCGGGCCGAAACGCCCAGCACAACCGCCGCACCCAAAGAGACCACCAAGAAAGGUUCGGCCGCACCUCAGCCACAGCCCUCGCUUCGAACUCUCACUCCAGCCGAGGAAACUCGCUACGGCGUUCAACACCACGAACGACUCACAGGCGGCGUCCAAUUCCGCAGCGACCGAGCCCAGAAGCUCACCCAGGCCAAGUCGAACGUGCAAACGCAAAAGCUGGCCAGCGCAUUGGCCGAGCUCGAGAUUCCCGUGCGCUUGUUCAUGCCCACUGAGCGCGUAUGCAAGGACUUUGAGAAACUUAUUCAGUCUGUCAAUCUCCUGCUCGACGCCCGCAAGGUCGCCGAGAAAGUCGAAAGCGAAAUCCGCGUUCUGGAAGCGGCCAAGGCAGAGCGCGAGCGUAAGGAGGCGCCUGAGUCCACCGACAAGGAUCCCGAGCAUCGUGAAGUGAAGAAAGAGGCGGAUGAAGCUGGGAACAGCAUGCUCUCUUCAACUGCCGCGGAUGCUCCGGCCGCGGCCUCAUCGACGGCUCUUCCUACGGAUGGCGAGAGUGCCCAAGAAAAGACUAGGGAGGCUUCGGCCGACGCAUCAGCUGCGGUUCCAGAGGAACAGCCUGCCAAGGAGGACGGUAAUCACAAGCGCUCAGCCAGUGUUCUAAGCAAUGCGAGUGAUAAGAGCUUCAAACGGCAGCGACGAUGA
Penicillium diatomitis is the source of this 1773-nucleotide messenger RNA. RefSeq names its product SANT/Myb-like DNA-binding domain-containing protein. Gene Ontology annotation, biological process: chromatin remodeling; negative regulation of transcription by RNA polymerase II; DNA repair. The record is from RefSeq and is a predicted model, not a curated record. NCBI's taxonomy places the organism in Eukaryota, Fungi, Ascomycota, Eurotiomycetes, Eurotiales, Aspergillaceae. Gene Ontology annotation, cellular component: NuA4 histone acetyltransferase complex; Swr1 complex. The coding region runs from base 1 to 1773 and encodes 590 amino acids. The transcript is spliced from 3 exons. Gene Ontology annotation, molecular function: transcription corepressor activity.